Messenger RNA from Daucus carota subsp. sativus, 1231 nucleotides. RefSeq lists its product as uncharacterized. The record is from RefSeq and is a predicted model, not a curated record. The coding region runs from base 267 to 1076 and encodes 269 amino acids. NCBI's taxonomy places the organism in Eukaryota, Viridiplantae, Streptophyta, Magnoliopsida, Apiales, Apiaceae. The transcript has a single exon.
GUAAAAUUAAGUACGUAGCUAUAGCUAAGUCGUAUAUAUGUACAUCCUUUCUUUGACUUAGAAACAUUAGCCCUCCUCUCCUUCUUUGCCAUUUCCUUAUUUAUCUACACAGUCAACAAAAACAUAUCUCAUUUCUUAGAUCCUAUCUCUUUAUAUAAACGGUCAACAAAACAAAUCAUUCCUUAGAUCCUACACAACAGCUUUAUAUAUAUCUCUCUCGUACGUAAAAAAAGAAAAGUUUGCAGGUUCGAUUUUUUAUUUUUAAGAUGGAAAAAUCGGGAGUUAAAUCGAAGAACAGGUUGCUAAAGCUAGCAUCAUCGGCAGUUUCGUUUCAAAAUCCACCGUUUAGUCCGAAUAGAGAAAAGACUCAAGCAAGAAAAGGGUUUUCGGGGCCGAUGUUUCCGGCUGAGGCUAGGUAUAAAUCGAAGAAUUCGAGCUACGUAUCGCACGAGCCUACCUCACCGAAAGUCUCGUGCAUGGGGCAGAUCAAGCACAAGAAGAAGAUACGUGAGCCUAAUAAGAAGAAGGCUGAGUCGUUGCCUCCGCGGGACAAUCAUAAUAUUUCACACUCGACUCCUCUCGAACAAGUUAACCCUAGUAAAAAUCAGAAGCCGAAGUUAUUCAAGAGUUUUCAAUCUUUUACUGAGGUGAAAAAGAAGCAUUCUGCACCGGUGCAGGCUUUUAGCCGCGAGGAGACGGAUCCUGAUACGGACAAGAGGAAGAAGAAGUCGGGGAUUCGAAGUAUUUUUGGGAAGCCGAAUAAACGAAGUGAUUAUGACGCGCCUCUGACGGUUCCUUCAGACAAAACGGCACCUGUUUUAGGUCAACUGCAACGGUUUUCUAGUGGGCGAAAUUCGUUGUCGAAUUUCGAUUGGACGAAAUCGCAGAUAUCUCCGGCAGAAACGCGGGAUGAUGAGAGCGACGGAGAGUGGGAUGAAGCUGAUGCGAAGAUAUCGUUUUCGGCGCCAUUAAGUAUGAGCAGCUGCAGUGUUGCGAAUGCAGAGCCAAGAAAAGAGAUUAAUCUGUGGAAGAGAAGAACUAUGCCUCAACCUAAGCCUCUUCAGCUUGAUACUUGAGUUCAUGUGUUUUUUGACUUUGAAAAGAUAUACUUAUUCUUUGAUAUUGUUUUUCAUAAUUCUAUUUUUUUUUUUAAUUUUUGUAUUCUUUGAUUAAUCAGGAUUGUACAUAAUUCAUAAUCAUACUUGAAAGGAAUUUAUACAUUUUUUUUGUA